Messenger RNA from Cynara cardunculus var. scolymus (artichoke), 1687 nucleotides. Its product is annotated as auxin-responsive protein IAA26-like. Gene Ontology annotation, biological process: regulation of DNA-templated transcription. Gene Ontology annotation, molecular function: protein binding. The transcript is spliced from 6 exons. The record is from RefSeq and is a predicted model, not a curated record. Gene Ontology annotation, cellular component: nucleus. NCBI's taxonomy places the organism in Eukaryota, Viridiplantae, Streptophyta, Magnoliopsida, Asterales, Asteraceae. Bases 638 to 1441 code for a protein of 267 amino acids.
AGAAAGAAGGGCACGCUUUGCUUGUUGAAACAAACAACAUAUAUAUUGAGGGAAAUGGUUGCGUGUGUAGUGUAAUCACACUGCUCCUUAUUUCUGUAUCAAAAAGGAAUCUCUUUUCUUUCGAUUUCUAUAAUCUUUUCCUUAUUUUUGCUUCAUUUCCAGUCAUCCUUCUACCUGUUCCUCCCUAUUGGUCUAUUUCUGUGCAAUCUUCAAGAUUUGAGACACACAGCUUUAGACACAGGAGGAGACAGCCAUAGCUAUAAAGCAAAGAAAGUUAUAUACAUAUAUAAUCAAGAAAAGAUAUUCUGUGUCUUGCAAAUCCCAAAAAGAAAUCAACUUUUUCUCUAGACUCUAUUCAUCCAUCCAUCUUAAGUUCAGUUAUUGUUUCUUGGGGUUUUAAUUUCAUUUGCAUAGGUGUUAUUAUUGCUCACAUCUCUUUUGCUUUUGAGUUGGAGGGCUUUGUACCAUUUUCUUGGUUUUACAGAAGAAAACAGCUGGAUUUGUUCAAGGAUGUGGAGGGUUGCUUUCUUCUGUAUAUCCAUGUUUAUGAUCUAAAGAACUGAAAAAAGGAGAGUUUUUUGUGAUUUUCCAUCUGGGUUUGGAGUAAAAGAGAACAUCUUGGUAGAAAAAAGUAGAAAUGGAAAGUGGGUAUUCAAGGAUGGAUGAAGAGAUCCAUCCACAGCUGCUAGAUUUGAUCCCUAAAGAGAGGAACUGGUUUCUAAAAAGAGAAGAUGAUUGUAAUAAAGAUGGAAGUAGAAGAAGCCAUGGACAUGGACAUGGAGGUGUUUCAGAUGAAAAGAAACUUGAGUUAAGGCUUGGUCCACCUGGGGUUGAAGAUUGGUCUCUUUCUUCUGAUGCACCCAAAAACUACAAAUCACCAUCAAAAGCAGCUGCUGUUCAGGUCCCCAAUACCUCUCAGAAAAGUGCACCUGCUCCAGUUGUGGGAUGGCCUCCAAUUAGGUCAUUUAGGAAGAAUAUUGCAAGUAACAGCUCUGCAAAACAAGCACCUUCUCCUGAUACCCAAAAUGGGGUGAUUUCUAACAAGAACAUUGUUAAAAGAGUAGAAGAAAGUUGCCAAAAAGGGUUCUUUGUGAAGAUCAAUAUGAACGGAAUCCCGAUUGGUCGAAAAGUUGAUCUGAAUGCUUAUGACAGCUAUGGAAAGCUUUCCAUUGCUGUUGAUGAACUCUUUAGAGGACUUCUUGCAGCUCAAAAAGAUACUAAAAUUACUGGCAAUCAAGAUCAAGAAAAGGCGAUCACGGGCUUGUUAGACGGGAGUGGCGAAUAUACGCUGGUUUACGAGGAUAACGAAGGAGACAGGAUGCUUGUUGGGGAUGUCCCAUGGCACAUGUUUGUUUCUACGGUUAAGAGGCUGCGUGUGAUAAGGAGUACUGAGAUUUCUAACCUAUGCUUGGGAAGUAAGCAAGAAAAGAUCCACCAUUGAUGAUGAUGGUGAAUGGAAGGCAUAGGUGUAGCUGUUUGCAGUGUAAAUGAAGAAUUUGGAUUGACAGUAUGUGUUUUAUUUAUCAACUAGCAAUUUGGGAAGGCUUGUUUAUCCAUUGAAGAAUCAACCUGUCAAAAUUGGUUUUUCUGAGCAAAUUUUCUUCAGUUUUUUGAUCUGGGUUAGUGCUAAAAACUUGUGGAAAUGUUAAGUUAGAUGUUAUUAUCAUCUGCAUAUCCCUUUCUGGUG